CCUUUCUCCUGGGGAGGAGGCGAGGAACUCCCUCCUCGCGCCCCUUUCCCGCGGAAGUUUGGCGGCGUGGGGCCGCCGUAGACGGGUGAGCCGCUGAUUCCUGUCCGGGUGGAUGCAAUUGCCAUUGUGUGUGCGGGCGGCUCGAGCUGGUUCCGCGUGUCCCCGCGCCCCCCGCCCGGGCAGCCAUGAGUGAGAAGGGGGAGCUGGACCUGACCGGGGCCAAGCAGAACACGGGCAUGUGGCUGGUGAAGGUCCCCAAGUACUUGUCACAACAAUGGACUAAAGCUUCAGGAAGGGGUGAAGUAGGGAAGCUGAGGAUUGCCAAAAAUCAAGGAAGAACAGAAGUAUCAUUUACUUUGAAUGAAGAUCUUGCAAGUAUCAAUGAUAUUGGAGGAAAACCUGCUUCAGUCAGUGCACCCAGAGAACAUCCAUUUCUUUUGCAAAGUGUGGGAGGACAGACGUUAACAGUGUUUACAGAAAGCUCAGGAGAAAGCCAGCCAGAAGAAAAAUCGGAGAACAGCAGUGCUGAUAAACUUUCAUUGGAAGGAAUAGUGGUUCAACGUGCUGAAUGCAGACCUGCAGCUAGUGAAAAUUAUAUGAAACUGAAAAGGCUACAGAUAGAAGAAUCUUCUAAACCUGUAAGACUAUCACAGCAAUUGGACAAAGCUGUAACAACCAAUUAUAAACCUGUGGCUAAUCAUCAGUAUAAUAUUGAGUAUGAAAAAAAGAAAAAAGAAGAUGGAAAACGAGCUCGGGCUGAUAAGCAGCAAGUGUUGGACAUGCUUUUUUCUGCCUUUGAAAAACACCAGUAUUACAACAUUAAGGACUUGGUGGACAUAACCAAACAGCCUGUGAUAUAUUUGAAAGAAAUUUUAAGAGAAAUAGGCAUCUACAAUGUUAAGGGAACCCACAAAAACACAUGGGAGCUGAAGCCAGAAUACAGACAUUAUCAAGGAGAAGAGAAGAGUGAUUAAUGCAACUGUUAAUGAAGCAAACACAGAGGCUAUAGAAUAAUGGGACAGCGCUGAGGGAACACUGCAGUUAAACAGACUGGACUGAGCACAAUUCAGUACCAAAAGAUCUUAAAAAGAGUAAUACUUUGUAAUUUGCCUGGCUUCAUUUUUAAAAACAAAUUUCUUGGAUGUUUCUAUACAUUUGUCUUGUUUUUGACAAAAAAAUUUACAGAAUAAACUUGUAUUAGAUUUAUCUUUAUUAGAAA
Messenger RNA from Mauremys mutica (yellowpond turtle), 1219 nucleotides. It is a transcript of the gene GTF2F2, whose product is annotated as general transcription factor IIF subunit 2. NCBI's taxonomy places the organism in Eukaryota, Metazoa, Chordata, Testudines, Geoemydidae. Gene Ontology annotation, cellular component: transcription factor TFIIF complex. Bases 186 to 974 code for a protein of 262 amino acids. Gene Ontology annotation, biological process: transcription initiation at RNA polymerase II promoter; transcription by RNA polymerase II. The transcript is spliced from 9 exons. The record is from RefSeq and is a predicted model, not a curated record.